Molecule: messenger RNA, 612 nt
Organism: Pseudoliparis swirei
Lineage: Eukaryota; Metazoa; Chordata; Actinopteri; Perciformes; Liparidae
Gene: irag3a
Product: inositol 1,4,5-triphosphate receptor associated 2
Exons: 6
Coding region: 1-612 (203 amino acids)
Source: RefSeq, a predicted model, not a curated record
AUGCUGAAGGGCCUGUGUCUGGACACUGAGCGCAGUGGCAUCCUGCAGAGGAUGGAGCGGUCUCUGGACGUCCUGGGUGGGACUGUGGAGCGGAUCUCCAACACAGCGGAGGUGCUCGGCGCUGUGCACCAGGAGGCUCGAGUGAGUCGAGCAGUGAAGCUCAUGGUGGCUCAUGAGGAGAACCUGAAGAUGCAACACCACAGAAACGUGGCGGAGCUGCAGGAGGUGAAGAAGAGGGUCCAGCAGCAGAACUCCAGCAAGACCGUGUCCCACCCCCGAGCAGCGCCAGAUCCGGAGGAGAGUGACAGCAGAAAGAAAAACUCUCAUCAAAACAGUGGCGUUCGUUACAGAGUCAGCACAACACUAAUUCCCAGCCAAAUCCAGAAGAAGCUAAAACGAGACAAGAAGAAACCAGCUCCUCCUGGAAGAGACUCCUUCCUCCCCUGCUCGUCUCCUCCCCGCCUGAACUCUGAGUCCAGCUGCUCUGCCAUGAGCAAGGAUGACCGCCUCCCUGUGGACGGCAGGCUGCUGGAUCCAGAAGAAACUCUGUCAGACACUCCAGCUGUUGAGUUCUUCCAGCCCCCCCCCCCAGCCGCGAGUGCCUCGCAUUAA